AUGUAUGCAUUUCGAUUUGUUGAAGCUGGCCUUCGUCGAGCACUUUGGUAUUUUGGCCGAUCAGUACCAGCUAAAAAGGCCUUAUUUGUGUGUCUUCCGAUAGUAUUUGUAUUGCUAUCACUAAUUGGACCAAUUGUACAUCGUGAACGGAUGAAUCUUUCAUUACCGUUUGAUACAUUCGUUUCCUGUUUUAAUGACCGGUAUCCAGCAACCGGACAUAGCAAUCUUCGUUUAACAACACGUGGUAUUCUAGCAUUUAAUGGUUCUAAUCCAGCAUAUAACGCCAUCAGACGUAAUUCACCAGCUGAAUUUACCGUAAUUAUGCGAUCAAAAGGUUAUGGUUCCAUUGUUGCCGAAAAUUCGAUGGAUUCAUUUGGAAAAUUAAGUCAUUCAAUAAAAUCAAUUGUUAUCAAUUACGAACGGAUGAAUCUAACGUGGCCAGAAAUGUGUUAUGAUUCAUGCACCAGAAACGAUGAUCCCAUACAGCAAAUUCUGGAAAGUGAUCCGAAAACUGCACUUACUUAUCCGGAAACAAUUAUUUCACUAAAGAAUACCGGAAAUUUAACGCGAUUAUUUCUCGGAUUUACCAUAGGUGGUGUUGAAACAGAUGCAGAUGGUAUUGUUACAUAUGCACGAUCGUUGAGAACAAAUUUUAAAAUCAAAGAAAAUUUUCGUUCAGAAAUUUUGGAUGAAUUUUCUAAACAAUUUGUCAAAAAGGUGAAUGACGAACGAAAAGAGAUAGAAAAAAGCAUGGAUGUGGAUGUUAAUUGGUGGUCAUAUCGAGAAUUUGUUGAUGAUGUAAUUUCUGGAUUGGAAACAAUGCAUUACUUGCUAAUUGCAUCUGCAGCAUUUCUUAUGUUUUCAUGCUUAGCUGCAAGUUUUGGUGCAAAUGGUUAUCAGUUUUGCGUGGAAAUGCUUGAAUUUAACUUAUACUAG
Molecule: messenger RNA, 936 nt
Organism: Acanthocheilonema viteae
Lineage: Eukaryota; Metazoa; Nematoda; Chromadorea; Rhabditida; Onchocercidae
Source: the annotation of a GenBank genome assembly